AGAGGAUGUCCCAAGCUGACGUCUCUUACAGGAUCAUUUCUUGCAGUUGUGGGUCUUGUGGAUACCCUUUGAACUUGACAUCUUCUAACCGAAUCACCUCUGGCAUGGGCUCUGAAUAUCACAAAUCCAUAAAGAAAGGCUAUGGUUAUGGAGAUGCACCUGCUCUUUGUGGUUUUGACUCCCCAAACUCAUCUAGUGCUGCUUAUAAAAAGUUUGCUAUAAAGAUCCGAGCUCUACAGCCUUCAGAAGAGUGCUAACAAGGUUGACAUGGAAGAGACAUUAAUGGAUGGUGCUACCUCCAUCAUGCACCUACCUGAUGAUUGCCUCUCUUUUAUUUUCAAUUAUCUUGACUGUAGGUCUGACCGUGAAUCAUUUGGGCUAACUUGCCAACGCUGGCUUAAUAUUCAAAACUUGAAUCGUCGAUCCUUACAAUUUCCAUGUUCUUUCAGUAUUAUUGGCCCUUCCUCGUUAUCUGGGAGCAGUAUUGACAUCAAUUCCUUCCAUCUCUACAGGAUUCUCACCCGUUUUCAGCAUUUAGAGUAUUUAUCUCUUUCUGGUUGCAUAGAGCUACCUGAUUCAGGCCUAACCUACUUGAAAUACUAUGGUUCAAGAUUGCAAACUCUAUGUCUGGAUUGUUGUUUUGGAAUCACCGAUUAUGGGCUUUCCCUGGUUGGUAUUGGCUGUCCCUCCUUGACUAUCAUUAGUCUUUAUCGAUGCAACAUUACUGAUGCUGCUCUAGAAGCUUUAGCUAGUACUUGUUUGGCUUUGAAGCACAUGAAUCUUGCUUAUUGCCCACGCAUUUCAGAUUCUGGGUUAAGAGCUCUUUUGCAAGGAUGCUGUCAGCUCAGUGCAAUUAAGAUAUCGAAUUGCAGGGGUGUAAGUGGUGUUGGCUUUAGGGGUUGUUCAUCAACUCUGGUUUACGUAGAUGCUGAAUUUUGUAAUCUUGAACCAGAAGGAAUAAUGGGGAUUGUCAGUGGAGGUGGGCUUAAGUUUUUAAACAUUGCUGGUUUGAGUUCAUUGAGCCUCAAAGAUGAAUUGGCAGUAAUUGGGAAUGGAUUUGCGGCAGGGCUUAAAAUCCUUAGCCUUCGAAUGUGUAGAACUGUUAGUGAUGCUUCUAUUGUUGCAAUAGCAAAGGGGUGUCCACUACUUACAGAGUGGAACCUGGCAUUGUGUCAUGGGGUUAGGUUUUCAGGCUGGGCUUCCAUUGGGUUAAAUUGCCACAAUUUAGAGAAACUUCACGUGAACCGCUGCCGAAAUUUAUGUGAUCGAGGGUUACAGGCUUUGCGAGAUGGCUGCGAACGGCUUUCUGUUUUGUACAUGAAUCGAAAUAGUAGGAUAUCAGAUAUAGCAGUGGAGUUGUUUAAAUUUUAUAGGGGCGAUGUUGAGAUCAAGGGAGAAGAAGUGAUGUCUAUAGGGCCUCAUUGGGACUGCCUAAAAUAUGAUGAGUAAGAGAUUAACUAUCUUUUAUGGCAUGAAAAGCUAUUGAUGCUACAUGUGUACCAGUCAAGUUGUUGCAAUUUCUGUCUUGAUUGAUAAGGUCACCUCUAACAUAAGUUAGUUAGUUGCAUUGAUAGAUAUAUUUGAUUAUUUGAACGCAAUGAACUUAAAAUGAUGUAAGGUUUUCAUACAGCAUGAGAUUUUUCUUAACCUUUAUUAUUAUUAUUAUUUUUUGAA
This is a messenger RNA of Theobroma umbraticum, 1674 nucleotides long. NCBI's taxonomy places the organism in Eukaryota, Viridiplantae, Streptophyta, Magnoliopsida, Malvales, Malvaceae. The record is from RefSeq and is a predicted model, not a curated record.